Cooperia oncophora is the source of this 252-nucleotide messenger RNA. The record is from the annotation of a GenBank genome assembly. Lineage: Eukaryota; Metazoa; Nematoda; Chromadorea; Rhabditida; Trichostrongylidae.
AUGCAUCUCCUUGGUGAUCCUGCAUCCAGGUCGCUGUUCCAACAACCAACCCUCAAGGAAGUGGACUAUCGCGCCUCUUGUGCAUGUCAUCAUGAGCUCGUUUCCUCCGGUUGGGUUUGUUCGGUGUGCUUGUCUGUGCUUUGCCAAUUUAUGCCCAUUUGCAAAGCAUGCGGUAAGUUCCGCUCCCUCAGAGCCAUCUUUAAAGUGAACACUCUGCCACGAAAAACUCAGAAACGAAAGAGGAAGGAAUAG